UGCUCGUAUUGAUAAUAUUCUUCCAUUAUAUGGUGUAAGUCUUGAUGGCCAAGAACCCUGUCUUGUUUAUCAAUAUAUGGAUAAUGGUUCUUUAGAAGAUCGCUUGAGGUGCAAAAAUGGUACAGCACCUUUGACUUGGUUUCAAAGAAGCUUUAUUGCAAUAGGGACAGCCAAAGGAUUGAACUAUUUACAUACAGCUGAUAAGGUACCUUUGAUUCAUGGUGAUAUAAAAAGUGCCAAUAUUUUGCUAGAUACCAAUUUUAAUCCAAAAAUUGGUGAUUUUGGUUUAACAAGAGAAGGUCCUUUAGAAAAUCGAACUCAUACAAAAGUUACUACUGUUCAUGGAACUCAACCAUAUCUACCUUUAGAAUAUUUAAAAUAUCAUAAACUCUCUACAAAAGUAGACAUAUACAGUUAUGGAAUAUUUUGGAGAAAAAAUUGGAAUCUUUUAUAUGCCUUAGUUGGCAUUAAUUGUUGUGAAUCUGGUCUGUUUUAUUGUAUUUCUGAACCUACAUCAGCCAUUGAGUACAUCAAUGAGAUCUCUUUUCAAGCAUAUGGUAAGUUUAGCCAGAUUCACAACAGAGUGACUGGAGUGAGAUUCACAACAGAGUGA
Molecule: messenger RNA, 613 nt
Organism: Centruroides sculpturatus (bark scorpion)
Lineage: Eukaryota; Metazoa; Arthropoda; Arachnida; Scorpiones; Buthidae
Product: serine/threonine-protein kinase pelle-like
Exons: 5
Biological process (GO): protein phosphorylation
Molecular function (GO): ATP binding; protein kinase activity
Source: RefSeq, a predicted model, not a curated record